GAUACUCGUCGGUACGAAUGCCAGUACUGUUCAAAGCGAUUUUCUCGUCCAAGCUCGCUCACUACACAUAUUUAUACACAUACUGGUGAAAGACCUUUUGGAUGCGAUAUUCCUGGAUGUGGACGUUCAUUUUCUGUACUGAGUAACCUGAGACGUCAUAAUCGUGUUUGUCAACGAACACGUGAGCGAAGAUUA
Molecule: messenger RNA, 195 nt
Organism: Batrachochytrium dendrobatidis JAM81
Lineage: Eukaryota; Fungi; Chytridiomycota; Chytridiomycetes; Rhizophydiales
Exons: 1
Biological process (GO): regulation of transcription by RNA polymerase II
Molecular function (GO): RNA polymerase II cis-regulatory region sequence-specific DNA binding; DNA-binding transcription factor activity, RNA polymerase II-specific
Source: RefSeq, a predicted model, not a curated record